CCUUUAAGCUGUGGUACCCUGUGGGAAUUCUUGAGGUGUCUUUGGUGGUAUCAGGGAUCGAAUCCUGGACUGUGGUUAUAUUAGGCUGGCUCUGAACUACUGAUCCACGCCCCCUCCAUCCAGUAGCGGAUUCCAGGCAGGAGCUCCGAAUAUCUCUGUGCCCAGCCUCCCCCUCACUGGGAGGUUUAGGCAGCGGCUUUCCACCCCUGAGCUAAGCCCUAGCCCCUCACUCUAGUAUAUACGUAGGCUCUCUGCUGCUGAGCUCUGCCCCGAGGCCCCUGUAUCUUAUUUUGGAAGGUUUUGCCGUAUGGCUCAUGCUCCCUAGUGGUAUAUUGAGUGCCUGGUGUUUCAGUCCUGUGCUUCCAGACCUGAUGCUGUGGUGCUGUUUCCUGUCCCUCCCUGCAGGCAGUCCAGGCUGCAGCCAUGGUCCCCUUCUGUUGGACCGUGGACCCAGGGCCUGCAGUUCCGUUCGGAGAGAGUCCGAGGCUCUUCAGAGAGAGGCAGGCUUCCGAAGCCACUGUAGGGAGUGUCUGGUGGGCCUCAGGUCCGUCUGUGGCACAAGGAGCCCCUUCAAACCUGUUCCUAUGCCGACCCACAGUGGGUACCUGUCACCUAAAACAAGGGAGCCAUUCAUGCUGGUGUCCACUUCAGUCCCAACAUUUGUGCAAGAGGAUGACUGCAAGUUUGAAGCUGGCUUGGUACACGUGGUGCGCUCUAGGCCUGCCUGGGCUAAAUAGGGAAACUUUGUCUCAAAACAAAACAAAACAAAAAAAACCAAGCAAAUAUAACUGGCCUCUUUAGCAAUGAAUUUGAAGGGCCCCUUUGGCGACAGCAUUGACUACUAUCUUACUAUCCUAUAGCUAUUAAACCCCUCACCAGAGGUCUAUAAGCCCAGGCUGUCUGUCCCCAAGGCAGUCUUCUUUCUGUGUCCCUUGUCUUGUAGUUUUCAGGGUACAAACAAGGCUGUGUCUUCUUCCCUGGAGACAGUGGUGCUUUGUGGCCCGGGCAGGCCAUGUGGGUUGUAGGUGUGCUACAUGCCCUGGGGAAGCCGGAUGUCACUGCGGCCCCUCGUGGGCUCUGCCUGCCAUGGGGCCUGUGCAGGAGGAACCAUGGUGACACAAGGCUCUCAGAUGGGUCUGGUGCUGUUCUUCCUUUCUAGACUCACAGCUCCUAGUGGCACCUGCAGUUCUCUAAUCAGCCCAUGGAGCCAUGCAGUGUUGACCUGGGCAGCCUGGGUGAGCCCUGAAAGCCAACAGAUGUACUCGAAUCCAUCUCACAGAAUAUUCCUAUAGCCAGGUGGUCCCCCCCCCCCCCAUUUCCUUCUGCUUUGUUUAUUGAGCCACCUCCCCAACCCCUUGGGGAAGGAUUCCAGGCAGUGGCCUCAUGAUUGUCUUGUCUCAGUGCCUAUAGGCUGUGCCUAUAGUCUACUAUGUCGGCAAGGGCGAGGUGGGACAGGGCAGUGGCUGUCAGCCAAGCUGAUGACUUAAGGAUGGCCAGUGUGUUUAGAGGCAGAGAACCAGGCCUAGGUGGUCUGCUGUGGGGGUGCCAUCUUGCUCAGAUCUGCCGUCUUGCCCCUGUCCAGCUGUGACUCCAGAGCAAUUAGAAGCCGUGUCUGAGGGCUGAGAGGGUCCGCUUCCUGCAGCCUUGCCCUCACUGGGCGCCUCUCGGAACAUGGCUUUUUUCCUAUGUGUCACAGGGUGGCAGUGGUGCUGGCCAUCAGCUCAGGCUUUACCUGGGUAUUGGCACAGCAGGCCCUCAGUGUUGGCUGAAGGCUCAGGUGUCAUGGACAAGCAGGUUCCCAGGCUAACUCACUGAAGCAGGAGAUGGGUGGCCUUGGUCAGGCCACCCCAUGGAGCACAAGUCUACAGUGGAAGGUGUCAUGGCCACAUGCUUGCCUUUCCUCGAGGGGGCUGCAUUCUUAGGGUUCAUCUUAGGCCUGCCACCGUUUUCUGGGGGUACAGAGGAUUGAGAUGGGGUCUUGCCCUGUAGCUCUGGCUGGCUGUCCUCCAGUUUACAGCCAUCUUCCUGCUUUUGGGCCACAAGUGCUGGGCUGACAGAUGUGUGCCACUGGCUAGACCAGUGUGGGCAUGCCCCAUAGGAGCCACCUGGGUCAGGUCCACUUUGAGGUGUAUGCUUUUGGGGGUUGGUCCCGAACUUCCCCACAUUGUCACUAUAUAGAAAAUGUGACAUUUAGCACCUUUUUAUGCUACAGCCCAAGGGCCAGAGCCAGAAGCUCCAUGUCCUGUAACCACUCCCUCUGCUUGGCUCUUUUCUCAGACCAGACUAGGCAGGUCCACUCCCCACACCACAGGCAGAAUUCCAUUCCUUCUGACUAUAGGCCUGAAGUCUUGAAGACAGCCAAAGCUGUCAGCAGCUCACACUAGACCAGUGACCUCUGGAGGCACAGACUGAGAAGCAGUUGUCUGUGGAGCCCGGCACAGUUAUUCCUUGCCUGGUCGUGGAGGAAGCUGACUCUAUCUGGCGCUCUGGACUCCACUCCUGGGCCUGGCAGUACCCACAAGUAUCCCAGGACAGACCCCUGUCCCGCUGAAGCUGACGGAUGACGCUCCAGUCCCAUCUCUGUCUCCCACAGUUGGCCCCGCUGAGGAUGGAGCCCACCUCUGGCCUGGCAGAGCAGCCUGGGCCCGAGAAGGCUGGAAGUGAGGAACAAGAGCCCGCGCGAUGGCAAGCCCUCCCCGUCCUGUCGGAGCAGCAGUCCGGAACUGUGGAGCUGGUGCUGGCCUACGCAGCUCCUGUCCUGGACAAGCGCCAGACGUCCCGCCUUCUCCGGGAGGUGUCCGCUGUUUAUCCGCUUCCCGCCCAGCCCCACCUCAAGCGGGUGCGCCCCAGCCGCAGCGCCGGCGGCGCCCAUGCAUCGGAUCUGUUGCUGUGCCUGGCAGGCCCCUCUGCUGGCCCGCGCUCGCUGGCUGAGCUCCUCCCCAGGCCGGCUGUGGACCCCCGUGGCCUGGGUACACCUUUCCUGGUGCCUGUGCCCGCCCGGCCACCUCUCACCCGGAGCCAGUUUGAGGAGGCACGAGCCCAUUGGCCCACAUCCUUCCAUGAAGAUAAGCAGGUGACCAGCGCGCUGGCCGGGCAGCUCUUCUCUACGCAGGCGCGAGCUGCCAUGCAGAGCCACAUGGAGCGGGCGGUAUGUGCCGCCCAGCGGGCAGCUGCCCAGGGCCUGCGGGCGGUGGGCGCCGUUGUGGUGGACCCAGCCUCGGACCACGUGUUGGCCACAGGCCAUGACUGCAGCAGCGUGGACAGCCCCCUGCUGCAUGCCGUCAUGGUGUGCAUCGACCUGGUGGCCCAGGGCCAGGGCCGGGGCUCCUGCGACCUCCGAGGCCACCCAGCGUGCACCUUCACCCAGGCUACCGCUGCCCAGGGUACCCGUGCCGGCAGCGUGCGCAAGCUGGAGGAGAAUGAGGACGGCCUGCCCUACGUGUGCACCGGCUAUGACCUGUAUGUCACCCGAGAGCCCUGCGUUAUGUGCGCCAUGGCCCUCGUCCACGCCCGCAUCCAGCGAGUCUUCUAUGGGGCCCCCUCACCCGAUGGCGCCUUGGGCACACGCUUCCGUGUCCAUGCGCGGCCGGACCUCAACCACCGCUUCCAGGUGUUCCGAGGCAUCCUGGAGGACCAGUGCCGCCCGCUCGACCCUGACCCAUAGGCCUGCUGACUGCUUCUGGACCGUUCUCUGCUCCUGGCCGGCCUGCAUCCCCUGCAGCUCCAUGGCCCUGGACACCGGGGCCCACCCUCUGUGUCUCAGGACACCGACCACCUGUGUCAGCAUGUGGGCCUCUUGUCUGCUGCCUGCUGGGGCCGUGGGGCUCAGCUCCCCUUACAUGCCCAGUGGCUGUCUUAUAGCCCCCGUGGUCCUCCAGGCUCGGGCAGGGAGCAGCCAAUGUGUGUGAAAAUAAAGCACCUCAAACUAAGUUCCCGUCUGCACUGAGGUGCCAGGCUGGGUUGGGUAUCCGAGUCAGGCUGUGUGGCUUGAGUGGGGAGGACAGCCCUGCUGAGUGCACACGGCUCUGGGUGUUUGCAGGGCGGUCCCUCCCGCCCUGGAGGCCAGCCAGGAGGUUCCAGGUGGGCCAUUGUGCCUGGGUGCCAGGCCAGCCGGUACAGAAAUGGCAGGAAAGGAGGAUAACUCUCCUCCCUUGGCACCCUUCCCACCUCUGAGGCCCUACUUCUACCAGGACUUAUCUGAUGAGACCCCAUGGAGCACCAGGUGCCGCUGAAGAGAUCUACCAGAGGACCCACUGGCUGCAGAGAGCCAACAGCUCCUUGUAACUUCACGACAUUCGUCUUCGGAGCCCAGUUUGUGCUGGCCGUCAUCCAGGCCAUCAGCUUCUUGGCCUGGGGCGUAUGGUAAGAAGAUGGAGGCUGUGCCUCUUCUGCGUACCUUUGUAUGAGAGUCGCUACCACCGUGGGUCCAGGGCUGUCAGGCCCCAGGGACCGGAGGAGCCUGGGCCUCGGGCCACCGGCAGAGCACGCUGUCGAGCUGCCCCCAACCCUGCGAGGCCAGUGCCACUUUUCAGGUUGAGGGAGAACCAUCCUGCCAUGCUGCCCAAGCCUGCCUUGAACAGACACCACCCUGUGUCUGUUGCCAGUGUCUUGUUCCUUGGCUGGUCUGUAACCUGGUACUUAGACUACACCGGCCUAGAACUCACAGAGGUUUGCCUCCCUGACUCCUGAGUGCCUCCAUAAAGGCCUGUUCCACCAUG
Messenger RNA from Psammomys obesus (fat sand rat), 4718 nucleotides. RefSeq names its product adenosine deaminase tRNA specific 3 (gene Adat3). Gene Ontology annotation, cellular component: cytoplasm; nucleus. The record is from RefSeq and is a predicted model, not a curated record. Gene Ontology annotation, molecular function: tRNA-specific adenosine-34 deaminase activity. Lineage: Eukaryota; Metazoa; Chordata; Mammalia; Rodentia; Muridae.